AUGGAGGAAAGCGGGGCCACCGUCGAGGCCACCGAAGUCGACAACGAGACCCUGAAUCAGAUUUUCCAGUUAAACGCCCACUUCCUGGCGACGGCCGCGAAGGGGAUGGUAGCCGACGUGAAGACGGAGCAGGAAUGCCACGACUUCAACUACCAACUCAUCCAAGAGGUCAAGAAGCGCCCCUGCCUCUACGACAUGAACGAUGAUACUUAUAAUAACAACACGAUGCGGGCGGCAAUGUGGGCUGAAAUUGGGCAGCGCUUCAGCACAUCCCCCGACUUCGUGAAGACGCGCUGGAAGACGAUGCGCGAUCGAUACAAGAAGGAGGAGAAACGGUGGAAGGCGGGCAAGCUGACGGCCUGGACCUUUUUCCAGCACCUCCACUUCAUCUCGCCCUAUCUGCGCGCUCGAUACCCUCACGAUCCGGAAGAGCGAAGCGUUGAUUGUCAACAGUCGGACGAAGAGGGAUCGCCGCAGCCCACAUUAUUAGACAUCAUCGCCAGCACGACGGCGAUGGCCGAGGAGGCGACGGUGAAGGCGGACGGCCCGGCGCGGAAGCGCGUCAAGUACGAGGAGAAGGAAGAACGCCCCGAUACCUCGGUCCCAUCCCCCUUAUCCAUCAACACCGCUUCAUCCCCAUCGGCAACCACCGCCGGCCAGUCCACCCCGGUGUCGAUGGGCUCUUCCGCCGGCACGAUGCAACCGUACGUCAAAACGGAGCACAACUCCUCCUGCUCCUCCUCCGCCCUGGCCCCGCCCACGUGGAAUCGACUGCAGGACGAGGGGGCUGAAAUGUUCGGGCACAUGGUGGCGAUGAAGCUGGCGACGAUGCCGCCAAAGUUGCGCGAGAAGACGAAGAUCCGCCUCCUCACCGUCAUGUUCGAGAUGGAAUUCGGGACCGACGGUACGGGGGACGCC
Molecule: messenger RNA, 918 nt
Organism: Mesorhabditis spiculigera
Lineage: Eukaryota; Metazoa; Nematoda; Chromadorea; Rhabditida; Rhabditidae
Source: the annotation of a GenBank genome assembly